Molecule: messenger RNA, 1174 nt
Organism: Nomia melanderi (Alkali bee)
Lineage: Eukaryota; Metazoa; Arthropoda; Insecta; Hymenoptera; Halictidae
Gene: CIAPIN1
Product: cytokine induced apoptosis inhibitor 1
Biological process (GO): iron-sulfur cluster assembly
Cellular component (GO): cytoplasm
Molecular function (GO): iron-sulfur cluster binding
Source: RefSeq, a predicted model, not a curated record
AACUGUCGCGUGAAAUAACAGAAAAAGUAUAAUCAGUAUAAUGCGUGAGUUGGUGUGCGAGUAACCAAUUGAUCUUGAUUGCGUUAAAUAACCUAAAUGGAGCAGUUGUUGUGCAUAAACUGCGAAGACAGUUACCAAUCUAUUAUUAGUUAAUUCAAGAGACCAGCUGAUUUCUGAUUUCGCAGAAAUCUGGUACUUGUAUCUUUCACUGCUUUUGUGUUGAACUUUUUGAGUGUUUAUUUAAAAUGACGUUCCUCAAAGAAAACAACAGUGUUCUGAUAAUCCUAGACCGUGAAAUUUUAAAGGAUGAUGUUGAUGACUUUAUAAAAAAUGUAGAAAGGCCUCUUCGUGAUGCCGAACAAUUGACAAUUAUACCAACAAAUGAAUUAGAAACACGUGUUAAUAACGCACCAUCUUACAACGUGAUUAUUUCUGUUUUUAAACAAUCAUGUCCGAAUUACGAAACAUAUUUGGAAGAUUGUCUAAAAAUAAUGAAACCAGCAGGUAUUUUAAUUAUUUAUGAAUCAUUUCAAGAAAAGAAAAAUGUACAAUCUGAAUAUGACAAGAGAAUAUCAAAUUUAAAAUUAGCUGGUUUCAAAGUAAAAUCACCUGAAGAUAUAGAUACUCGGUUAAAAAAUUUAUUGCUUAGUGUAUACAAAGAUAUGGAUAAUGUUUCUGAAAUUGUAGCUGAAAAACCUUCAUUUGAAAUUGGUUCUAGUAUAACGCUUAAUUUUGGGCAAGCGAAACCUAACGUUUGGACAUUAGACAAUGUUGUGGAUGAAGAAUUAAUUGAUGAAGAUGAACUUCUUGAUGAAACAGAUGUAUUGAAACCAGAAGCUUCAAGUUUAAAAGUCUGUAGUACAACAGGAAAACGGAAAGCAUGUAAAGAUUGUACGUGUGGAUUAGCUGAGGAACUAAGUGGAAAAAUUACAGAAGAGAAAAGUGUAAAGAGUUCCUGUGGAAAUUGCUACCUUGGUGAUGCGUUUAGAUGUGCCAGUUGUCCCUAUCUUGGUAUGCCUGCGUUUAAACCUGGCGAAAAAGUUGUAUUACCCGAAGCUCAGUUGCAAAUAUAAUAUAGAAGAAUUUUUGUAAGUCAGAUGCACAUUUUUUUCUUUUUGCAUGUAAUUGUUGUAAUAAUAAUUUCAUUGUAGGUAAUAUAUGUUAUACUAAAUUA